GCACUUAGUCACCCGCCUGCCGCCGCCGGUGCGCACCGCUCCGCUCCGCCCUCCCGGCUUCCUCGCCGGCUGCGCGACGCGCCCGAGGUCUCCCGGUAAGCGCGGUCCGGCCCGCACCCCGGGUCCCGGCCCCUUCCUCCCGAGCGGACGCCCAGCCUGCCGGCCGCGCCGCCCCCGGCCUCCUCCGGGCAGGCCCCUCGGGUUGCCCGUGGGGCGCGCGGGGUUCCGAGACCCCUGCCUUCCCGGAAGCCCUGCGAGCGCGGCGGCUCCGACCUGAGCCAGCGCCGUCGGGUUUCAGGCUCCUGCCCCCGCCCGGGAGACUUUGGGGAAGUUCCCCCGAAGUAGCCGAGGACUUCAGGCGGCGCCAGAAACCGGGAACGGGAGCCCCGUCCCGGCAGAUUCGGGACCGGCCCUGCGCGCCCCGCCCUCAGCCCUCCCUGCCCCCCUGCCGCCCGCCCCGCUGACGGGCGCUCCCCGCUCCCUCCGCAGGCGCCUAUGGGCAGAGGAGCAGACCGCCCCGAGGCCCCGCGCUGUCCCCGCCGUCCCGACUUCGGGUCCCGCCGAGCCGAGCGCCCCGCCUCCCGCGCAGCAGCCUGCGCCGGGCACCAUGGCCUUCUCCCAGGUGCAAUGUCUGGACAACAGCCACGUCAACUGGCGCUCCAGCGAGUCCAAGCCCGAGUUCUUCUACAGCGAGGAGCAGCGCCUGGCGCUGGAGGCGCUGGUGGCCCGCGGCCCCGAGGCCUUCUACGAGGUGCUGAGCCGGGAGAACAUCCGCGACUUCCUCUCGGAGCUGGAGCUGCGGCGCAUCCUGGAGACCAUCGAGGUGUACGACCCGGGCUCGCAGGACCCGCGGGACUCGGGCUGCCUCCCGGGGUCUGAGGACCAUGGAGCGCGGGACCGGGAGGAGGCCAGUGGGGCCGGGGGAGCCCUCACGGAGGCGGAGCCCCCGCCCUCCCUGGAGUACUGGCCCCAGAAGUCAGACCGCUCCAUCCCCCAGCUGGACCUGGGCUGGCCGGACACCAUCGCCUACCGCGGCGUGACCCGGGCGAGCGUCUACAUGCAGCCGCCCCUCGACGGGCAGGCCCACAUCAAAGAGGUGGUGCGAAAGAUGAUCAGCCAGGCCCAGAAGGUGGUGGCCGUGGUCAUGGACAUGUUCACCGACGUGGACAUCUUUAAGGACCUGCUGGAUGCCGGCUUCAAAAGGAAGGUGGCCGUGUACAUCAUCCUGGACGAGAGCAACGUCAAGUACUUCCUGCACAUGUGCGAGCGGGCCCACAUGCACCUGGGCCACCUCAAGAAUCUCAGGGUGCGGAGCAGCGGGGGAACAGAGUUCUUCACAAGGUCAGCUACCAAGUUCAAGGGCGUCCUGGCCCAGAAGUUCAUGUUCGUGGAUGGAGACCGGGCCGUCUGUGGCUCCUACAGCUUCACCUGGUCCGCCGCCCGGACGGACCGCAACGUGAUCUCCGUGCUGUCGGGCCAAGUGGUGGAGACGUUCGACCGGCAGUUCCAGGAGCUGUACCUCACCUCGCACGGCGUCAGCCUCAAGGGCAUCCCCAUGGAGAAGGAGCCCGAGCCCGAGCCCGUCGUGCUGCCCGCUGUGGUCCCCCUGGCGCCCUCGGGCGCUGUGGCCAAGAAGCUCGUCAACCCUAAGUACGCGCUGGUCAAGGCCAAGAGCGCCGAGGAGAUCGCCAAGGUCUCCUCGGAGAAGCAGGAGGGCCAGAGGCCACCGGGGCUGCGCGGCCCAGGGCUGGCCGAGCAGCCGGGGGACCUCCCGGAGCCACCCCUGCCCGUGCACCCGGGGCUGCUCCACCUGGAGCGGGCCAACAUGUUCGAAUACCUGCCCACGUGGGUGGAGCCGGACCCGGAGCCGGGCAGCGACAUCCUGGGCUACAUCAACAUCAUCGACCCCAACAUCUGGAACCCCCAGCCCAGCCAGAUCAACCGCAUCAAGAUCCGAGAUACCUCCCAGGGCGGCGCCCAGCUGUGGAGGCAGAGCCAGGACUGCAGCCCCGCUCCGGAGCCCAGCACACCCCAAGACGGUCUCCCAGCCAGGAACGGCCUCCCCCAGGGGGACCCCAAGCCAGAGCCCCCUGUGCCCAAGCCCCGGACAGUCCCUGUGGCAGACGUGCUUGCCCAGGAUGGCGGUGGUGCUGGCUGGGCCCCAGAAAGCCCGGAAGAGGAGGUGCUGCAGAACAGAACAGACCACAGGCUGCCCAGGACCCCGGCCCCAGGCCCAGGCCCUGCCCCGCCCCGGCGGCAGCUGUCUGUGGCCCAGGGUGACCCUGGCGGUGAGGGCGGGGGGAUCCCCAAUGGCCUGGACCAGGAGGACGAGGAAGAUGACGAUGACUACAUAACCCUCAGCGACCAGGACAGCCUCUCAGGCAGCUCUGGCCUUGGCCGUGGCCUGCGGCGGCCCUCAGUGGCUUCCUCUUCUGUGUCGGAUGAGUAUUUCGAGGUGAGGGGACACCCACCCCCUCUCCGGAGGCGCCACUCAGAGCAAGAAGCCAAUGGGCCGGCCCAGCCCCCUCGCCGACAGCUGAGCGCCCCCCACAUCACCCGCGGGACCUUUGGGGAGCCCCUGUGUGGUUCACCGUGGGCCCAGGGUCGGGAGAGAGAAGAAGCGGGCUCUCUGCGGAAGAUGCAGGCCUUUCGCUCCGUGGACAAGAACGCACAGCAGCCCCUACUCAGGAACUGGUCCACUCUCUCGCCAAGCUGGAUGCAGAAAGGAGAGAAAUAUUUACAUUUGGCAUUCGGAUGCAGGGACUUGAUUACAGGGGAACUCUCAAAAGUCAAGCAAGGGGGUUGCUACGAGAAGUGUGCUGCACAACAGACUAAAGAAGUAAGCCUGGGUCUCAGAGGAAAUAAACCUUUUAGAGAGAACACCCCGACUCCCUUCUGAUCAAAAGUCCUGGAGGAGCCGGUGGGCAGAGCCAGGGAGAGCGUGGCAGGGGGGACAUGAGGGAGCAAUUCCACGCUCAAGCCCAGUCACCGUCUAUAUCCCGCCCCCAUCCGGUCCAACAUGCUCACACACACAGAUCCAACUCUUCUGGCCAGGAGCUCUGCCCAGCCAAGAAGCCAACCAGAUCACACCCGGUGAGCUGCAUCCGUCCCGAGAGAAAGCAUCACUGUCAUAUCUGAGACACCAUCCAGCACCUGAUGUGUGGGGUUUUCUACACCAACCGUCCUCCGUCUCUGGACAACGGGGUGUCCUGCAAUUCAAUUCAAUUCUGACGCCGUCUCCCCGAGACUCAUCAGGCUGCUCCUGCUUGAGGCGCCAUGACAGUCCCAGGCCUCCCGUACUUCUAGCCAAACGUCCAUAAUCAGGGUUCCCACAGCCCUUCUUCAGGUUAUAAUUUGCCAGAACCGCUCACAGAACUCAGGGACACACUUUGCUGUUAUGGUUAUAAUAAAGGUCUGAUGGAGGUUACAGAUGAACCGCCAGACAAAGAGGUCUGUAGAGGGGGGUUCAGAAGGGUCCUGAGCGCAGGAGCCUCUGUCCCCAUGGAGCUGGGGUGCGUCACCCUCCUGGCACAUGGGUGUGUUCACCGACCUGGAAGCUCUCCAAAUCCCACUCACCGUGGACGGUUAAGGAGCUUCAUCGCCUAGCAGGGCUGCUGAAGUCAUGGGCCACUGGUGCCUGACUCCAGCCCCUCUCUCCUGGAGUUUGGGUGGGUGGUAGGCUGCCAGUUUCCUACCCUCUAAUCAGCUUGAUUUUUUGGGUUACCGUCCCCCAUCCUUAAGUUAUCUAGGGGCCCCCAGAAACAAGUUAUCUCAUUGUGGACGAAAGGGGCCACAUGCUGACCUGACAGCUCAGGGGAGGCCUAUAUGGUGGUCUUGCAAACUCAGACCUAAAGUCACCACAAAGGAUG
Molecule: messenger RNA, 3869 nt
Organism: Myotis myotis
Lineage: Eukaryota; Metazoa; Chordata; Mammalia; Chiroptera; Vespertilionidae
Gene: SACK1G
Product: family with sequence similarity 83 member G
Exons: 6
Coding region: 608-2899 (763 amino acids)
Biological process (GO): BMP signaling pathway
Cellular component (GO): cytosol; nucleus
Source: RefSeq, a predicted model, not a curated record